GUGCGGCUCAGCUGCGCGGCUACUCUAGCCCCCGGCCCCGGCACAUUCCUACAAGAACUACAACAGCACGUUUGGGAUCCCUGCAUCAGUACGUCAGCAUUCGCUAACCAAAAGAUACUUCCUAAUGCAGCUGACAGCCAUCUUUCGGCCAAUUAUUUUGCGAACGUGACGGCGAUGCAUGUGGCUCAUCCCGAUGUGGCUACCACUACUCUGUAUUCGGCUCCCAUCAUCUUCGAUCGCAACGCCCAUGAUGUCCCGGCUAUUGUCCGCGUCGCGGACAUCCUGUGGUCGGCUGCUGGCAUGUCCGGACUCUACGAGGGCUCAUCGGUUGCUCCCCCUACAUCCGUUUACUCGGUCCCUCUCGAAUUGGUCGAUCGCGUGGGCGGUUGGGAUUGCGACUCAGAAGCGAUUGGCGAGGAUCUGCACAUGUACCUCAAGUGUUUCUUCGCCCUCAACGGAAACCUGACAGUACGCACCGUCUUGAGCCCGGUUAGCCAAACCAACGUCACAGGCGGUGGCCGCGGAAAGGGAGUCCCAGGUAUCGUCGCGGAUGUGCGCGCUCGGUACAAGCAGGCCCUUAGGCACAUGUGGGGUGCCCUCGACACGGGCUAUGCGCUCAGGAAGGUCGUGGAGGUCUGGAGAGAGAGGAAGCACACCUCUCGGGCGUUUCGGCCCCUGCACACAUCGAUGAACGACGAGUCGGACAACUACGUCCCGCAGUCGCAGAUUGACGGUGUGGACGCCGAAGCCGUACCCGAGAGCGGUAUCUUCUCUGACGUCGUCACCGACACGCUGAAAGAACCUGACUGGGAGCGCAUUGCCAUCCUCUUCCACCGUUUGUUUGAAGCCCAUUUCCUGCCUGUCCAAAUGACCAUCCUCGUCAUCGCGUCGACGCUCUACAUGUGGGCUGCGGAUGGCACGGAGGAUGUCCACGGUGUCGCUUGGAUCUACAGCGUCUGCAACAUUCUCCGAACCCUCGGGUUCAUGGAGGUCGCUUUGUACCUCUUUCUCUAUGAGAGCUUCCACAGGAUAUGUGUCGAGACUCGCGAGAAGGAGAUGGGCAACGCCGGCCUACUCAAAGGUAUGCACUUUUCGCGGAGAAAAGCCAAAACGAACUUCAUCGACUACGUUAUGGUGCCGCUGGUGGCACCAAUUUUCGGUUCGAUCCCAUGCGCGCAAGCACAAUUAUGCCACUUCUGGACGCUCGAUUUGGUUUACACAGUCAGUAAGAAGGUUACCCGGCGCAGAGCAAAGUCGAUAACCGCGGAUGCGUUGGUGUAACACCGCACGGCUUACGAACUUUUCGACAACCUUUACUUUUUUUGGGUUUCGGCAAUUUCAUAUUUUCUACGUGCAUGGUCUAUACUUCUCCCGGGCUGGAUACCGUUAUUCCAUUUCGAUGCUAUUCCAUUUAUGCCGAGAG
Messenger RNA from Thermothelomyces thermophilus ATCC 42464, 1423 nucleotides. RefSeq lists its product as uncharacterized. NCBI's taxonomy places the organism in Eukaryota, Fungi, Ascomycota, Sordariomycetes, Sordariales, Chaetomiaceae. The record is from RefSeq and is a predicted model, not a curated record. The coding region runs from base 175 to 1281 and encodes 368 amino acids. The transcript is spliced from 2 exons.